Messenger RNA from Pararge aegeria (speckled wood butterfly), 2703 nucleotides. RefSeq lists its product as uncharacterized. The coding region runs from base 165 to 1034 and encodes 289 amino acids. The transcript is spliced from 5 exons. The record is from RefSeq and is a predicted model, not a curated record. Lineage: Eukaryota; Metazoa; Arthropoda; Insecta; Lepidoptera; Nymphalidae.
CACUACAGACUAGGCAUUUUUAUCUGUACUCUGAAGUUAUUUUUUGUUGUGAUAAUAAGUGAUUGAAUGCCGUUAAAAUCACUAGUUAAGAUAAUUUUAGUGAGUUAAAUUAAUCAUAAUAAAGUGUUUCUAUUACUACGACGUAUCGGAUUUGGAGUCACAAAAUGAACGAUCCAUUGGCUGUUAUUUAUAACGAGGGGUAUUGGCGAGUUAAUAAAGUAUCGCCUAUGUAUGACUUACAGUACAGUGAAUUAAAAUUAAAACAAUAUGCAACGAAAAUUCGUCAAGCUUUAGUAAGCGAUAUAGCUACUAGUUCUGGCUCACAAAUGAUGGUCUCAAUCGAAAGUCUGCCCUUAUUAAAGUAUUCACAUGAAGAUCCUAAUGGUCUGCAGAUAACAGUCUCCUCAUGUUCUAAAGACAGAUUAAAAUCCAACAAUAAAGAGGUAUAUGUGGCCAUCCUCCUCUCAUGGGGUUCAUUUAUAAAUGUAGAUGAUGAAACUACUCACUUACCUUACAUGCUAGAGCGAGGCGAAAGGAGGGUUGGUGAAGCUGUGAAGAACACUAUGCAAACAGUAUUUGACUGUAUUAUAACACUGUUUAAUUUUACAAAGGUUCAGUUAAUGGAAUUUGUUUUUAACCUGCUUGAAAAUGAUACCUCAAAGAGUUCAGACUCGUUUGUGCUGAGAUAUAAGACUCCUCAAGUUAAUUUUAAGGACAAUAUCACUUUGACUUUUGAAAUUGGUGAUGUACGUGCCAUUUGGAAUGGUGUCAAAGAAGUAAAUAAUAUAGAUGAAGGCAGAGAAAAAAGGUCCUACGCUUAUCAAAUCCUCCAGAAUCAAAUAUACCACAUGUACAAACUGGAUGUGACAGUGUUGCAUUUGUGUGAAGUAGGAUUACCUAAAGCAGAAGUUAAAAGCAGUGGUUUAGUGAAAAUGAAAACACCAGAAAUUAUCAACUCAGUGUUUAAUGUUUUAAAUGGAAUCACACACAGAUUAGAAUUAACAAGGCAACCAAUUUUAGAAAAUAGUCCAUAGUCUUGAGGAUAGUCUAGUUGUAAUUUUCCAAAUAUAUAUCAUCAUUGUGUGCAUAAUAAUUUUCAAAUUGAAACUUCUUGGUCGGAGAUGUUUUUUUUAAUGAGGAGGAAUUUAAAUUCAAGGUUAGUUUUAGGCACAUACUUAUAUGGGAGAAACACAUAACAUAUACAGGAGACAGUACUUGGUAGUAAAGAUGUAGUAUGGUGCUGAUUUUGUUGUACACAAAUAGCUAAAUUAUUCAAGUUAACAGGUGUGAAAGUACUAUCCUGCUCUACUGGAAUUAUUGUAAAAAGGAUGGCACUACUCAUGGCACCAUUGUAUAACCUUACACAAGUUAUUGUAAGUGUCAUGCAGAAGAAAAUAAUUAAUGCAAUAAUGAUUUGACUUAAGAGUUUAUAUAAGUAUCACUUUUACCAUGUGUAAUUUACUCAAUCUAAUUGUAAAGUUAAUAUUUAAUAUAUUUUUAAACUUUAAUGAAUGCUAAUUUUGAAAAGGGAUUUUACUUCUUGUUUGAUAUAAGUCAAAUAUUAUUUCCACCUUUGUAUCCAUGCUGGAAGAAUAGAUAAAACUGUGGAGGUAGAUAAACAUUUUGUUCUAUCACCAUUGAGGAAAUAAAUAUUUGUGCUGAUUCUGUUGUACUAAAGUCUCAACUAAAAAGUUGACUUGUCUUAAAGUAGUCCACCCCCUUUUCUCACUCUUAUGUUCUGAAAAAAGGAUAGCACUUGUUUUAGGCAUGUAAACUUAGUUCAGACAUUUACAUACAGCAGAAUGGGCACCAUUGUGUUCAAUAAUUUAUAAGGCUCUGAACAAAGUACAAUUUCUAUACCAAAUUAAUGAGUAUAUAAUUAAAUGUUGACCAGAAAAUACACUUUGGCUUUUAUGACAUGGUGGGGUAUUCAAAUGAAAAAAACAACAAAUUUUUCAACAUUUACUUCAUGAAUUAUAACCUUACAAAUGUGUUUGCAUAUUGUAAUCUUACAAAAUAUUACUACAUUACAAUGUGCUAAACUUAAUUAACCUAUUCUUGUUAACAUGUCUUCAAUAAUUCCUUGCAAGCAGUCCUAUAAGAUCACAAUUUCGUCCAUCGGUAUAUUAAAAUCUUGUGAGACUUUGAGGCUAUUUCAUCAAAAUUAUUUAUUGUGCAAAUUUAAUCACUAGGCCACCACCUUCUUUAAUGUUCAUAUUUAGAUUCAAUAAAUAUAUUUUAUUGGUGGGUUCAAUUCCGUACGUAAAUCUCAAGACCCAAAUUUACAAGUCUAAAAAUAGUGCUAUCCUUUUCUAUGGAAAACAUUGUAAAAAGGACAGCACUAUUUUAACCUGUCAAUUUAGUUCAGAGAUUGCUGUACAACAGAAUUGACACCAUUAUAUAAGAAAAUUCUGGCGGACAAGCUGUUACCAGCUACUAAAAUGUAUAUAACAUAUUAUUUUUAUUACAAUAAAAUAUAAAAAUAAAAUAAACAUCUUUAAUUAACAAAAUGUAUACUUUUUUUUAAAUAAUUUGGUAUUUGUUAGUUUGUUUAAAGGAGAUUAAUUUAAAUAUAUGUCAAAAAAUCAAUAGAAAAAUUGUUCAUUUUGAGUUAGUCAGGGUCGAUACACACAUAUCAGGUCGUCAGCCCAGUUCAGGGAAGUCUGCAUUGCUAUUUUUUAAACAUUGGAACGAUCAGUGUGA